This is a messenger RNA of Cicer arietinum (chickpea), 3650 nucleotides long. The record is from RefSeq and is a predicted model, not a curated record. NCBI's taxonomy places the organism in Eukaryota, Viridiplantae, Streptophyta, Magnoliopsida, Fabales, Fabaceae.
AUGAGAGAUUUUGCAAUUCGGCUUGGAAUUUUUUAUUUCCUAUUUCAUUCUCGGUUUCUUUAUGAAUCACUACUCCUUCUCCCGCCAUGGAUGAAAAACAAAAAACAUCAAGUUUGUCUAAUUCACAAUCUACGAAAAAAGGGCGGCGAACAGCUGAUUGGAGGGCGGUGGCGUGAUAUGGCAUUGCUUGAACUUUUAGAUCAAGUUGAAGAUGCAAUCGGUGUUGAUAGUGAUACAAUAUGUGAUAAAGCCACUCAUUCCUUUAAAUCACAAGUUGGAAUCGCUAACGAUCUCCCUGUCAGAGUCAACCAUACAGUUGAAAGGACUAAAUCACAUAUACCUAAAGACAUUGGUGUUUUCUCCAAUUAUAAUUAUUUGGUUUUGGAGGUAUCUGAAAAAUUGCAACCUGCUGAUUCUUCUGCUGCUAAAUGCCCGUACAAGGUGCUUCGUUUACUAAAUGAACAAACUGGAGAAGAGCGAGCUGUAAACUUGUGGGAUGAAUGGUCUUACAGUGUAAUUUCACCUGGAGAUACUGUGAACGUAAUUGGUCAAUUUGAUGAAGGGGGAAAUUGUGAUAUUGAUCAUGAUAAUAAUUUUUUGAUUGUACACCCAGAUAUUCUUGUGUCUGGAACACGGGUUGCUGGCAGUUUUAGUUGCCCAAGGAGAGCUGUCUUAGAUGAGAGGCUAAAAUCCAAUGAGUACUCAAUUGCAGCUUUAUGUGGAACCUUGCUUCACCAAAUUUUUCAGGCUGGGCUUACAAGUAACAAUCCCACAAUAAACUUCUUGGAAUGUUACACAGAAGUAGUUUUGCAGAAAAAUAUUGAAAGUUUAUUUGCAUGUGGAGUAAAUGAAAAGGAUGUUCACAAAACCUUGAUUGAUGGUAUCCCUAAAAUAUACAAUUGGAUCAUGCUGUUCAGAAAUAUGGAGGAAAGAGAAGACCCUAAUGUUGACUUUGGAUGUGUUAAUGGAAUGAAGAAAGUUGGCAUAUCUGAGGUAAUAGAUAUUGAAGAAAUGGCAUGGGCACCAAAAUAUGGUUUGAAAGGGAUUGUUGAUGCUUCGGUUAGAGUGAUGGUCCAAUCAAGAAAAGAUAAACCAGAGGAAAAGAUCAUGCCAGUAGAGUUCAAAACGGGAAAAUCAACUAAUAGCCAGUCAUCAGUAGAACAUAACGCCCAAGUCAUUUUGUACACUCUCCUGAUGUCUGAAAGGUACCAGAAGACCAUUGAUUCUGGCCUUCUAUAUUAUCUCCAAACAGAUCAUACACAGGGCAUUAUGGUUCAAAGAUCUGACUUAGUUGGGUUAAUAAUACGGCGUAAUGAGCUAGCAAGUGAUAUUUUGAAGGCAUUACUCUUGCAACAACUUCCACCAGUGUUACAGAGUCCUAGCAUGUGCAGAGGUUGUCGCCAUCUUAAUGUCUGUAGCAUUUUUCAUAAGGCACAUAGUGGAGGAGUAGAGAGCAAAGGAUUGGGAGAUGUUUUUGAUUCCCAUACUAGUCACUUGACAUCAUCUCAUUCUAAGUUCCUCUGCCAUUGGGAUCAUUUGAUUGAUUUAGAAGCUAAAGGGAUUGAGUAUUUGAAGAAAGAGGUGUGGCGAUCAUAUAAUUUGAGGACUCGAAACGCUGGUGGUCUUUCUUCUAUUGUUAUUGAUGCUUCACAAGGAAUACCUUAUUCGAAAUCUCACGAAGAUAAUCGUUUCGUUUAUCGUUUUGUUCCACAAGAUAGUUCUUGCCCCGCUAUAAUUUCUGAUGGCGAUCCUUCUAGUGCUUCUUUGAAAACUGAUUUAGAUCUCACACUGAGAAGUGGCGACCACGUGAUAUUGAGUAAUGAAUCAAGUCAUCAAACUAUUGCAAGAGGGGUGAUUUCAGAUAUUAGCCAGAAUCAUAUAUCUGUUUCCUUUUCCAAGCUCUUAAGAAUUCCUGGGAUGUCUUCCACGGCACAUGAUCUCCUUCAGCAGGUUUGGAGAAUCGACAAGGAUGAAGCUGUGACUUCGUUUGCAAUUAUGAGGUUUAAUCUAGUACAACUUUUUCUACAAAAUGAUCAAAGUGCUCAUCUCCGGAGAAUGAUUGUAGACCUUGAGGCUCCUAGAUUUGACAGUGGUUCUAUAGUUAGCCAGGAUCCAGCAAUAUCAUACGUUUGGUCUGAGAAGAGUUUGAAUGAUGAUCAACGUAGAGCAAUUCUCAAGAUACUCACGGCAAAAGAUUAUGCGCUUAUAUUAGGGAUGCCAGGAACGGGGAAGACAUCCACGAUGGUCCAUGCUGUGAAAGCCUUGUUGAUUAGAGGCACAUCCAUUUUGCUUACAGCCUAUACGAAUUCUGCAGUUGAUAAUUUACUAAUCAAAUUAAAAGCACAGGGAAUUGAUUUUGUACGUGUUGGAAGACAUGAAGCAGUGAAUGAAGAGGUCAGAGGGCACUGCCUAUCAGAAACAAACGUACAGAGUGUUGAAGAUAUCAAAAUAAGGUUAGAACAAGCCAAAGUUGUUGCAGUUACUUGUUUGGGCAUUUCUAGUCCCUUGCUUGCCAACAAGAGAUUUGAUGUAUGCAUUAUGGAUGAAGCCGGGCAGACAACUCUGCCGGUGUCUUUGGGCCCUCUAAGAUUUGCUUCAACGUUUGUUCUUGUUGGGGAUCAUUAUCAACUGCCACCACUUGUCCAAAGCACAGAGGCCCGAGAGAAUGGCAUGGGGAUGAGUUUGUUUUGUAGGCUUUCAGAAGCUCAUCCACAGGCAAUUUCAGCUUUGCAGAGUCAGGGUAUUAUGGAGUUGUCAAAUGCCUUGAUAUAUGGUGACAGAUUGAGGUGUGGUUCAAUUGAGAUAGCUAAUGCCAAACUUGAGUUUUCUGGUUUAAACUGCUGUUUUCCUUGGCUAGAAGAUGUUUUGAAUCCUGGAAGGCCAGUGAUAUUUAUUGAUACUGAUAUGUUGCCUGCCUUAGAGGAAAGAGAUCAGAAAAUUGUAAAUAACCCUAUUGAAGCUCACAUAAUAGCUGAGGUUGCAAAGGAAUUGGUAAAAAAUGGAAUUGGAGGAGAGCACAUUGGCAUUAUUACUCCAUAUAAUUCACAGGCAAACCUCAUCCGGAGUGCUGUUUGCAUAACAUCCUUGGAAAUACAUACCAUUGACAAAUACCAGGGUAGAGAUAAGGACUGUAUAUUAGUAUCUUUUGUACGGUCAUGUGAGAAUCCAACAAGCUGUGUGGCUUCUCUACUUGGUGACUGGCACAGAAUAAAUGUGGCUCUUACUCGUGCUAAGAGAAAGUUGAUCAUGGUGGGAUCUCGUAAAACUUUGUUGAAGGUUCCACUACUUAAGCUUCUCAUUAAGAAAGUUGAGGAGCAAUCUGGAAUUUUAAGUGUGUCUAAGAAGGAUAUCUAUCAAAAAGGGGAGCUCAUUCGAUGUUCCCAAAUGAGAUGAGUGAAAAUUCUUUUCCCCAUUUUAAGAGGGGGUUGUGCAGUUAUUGUUAUCUUCCAAAGUUGUAAAUCUGUACAUCCAAAUUUUGUGGUUAAUUUAUAAGUAGUGUAUAGGUGAUUUUUCACUUUUGUUUUAGUAUUCCAGAAGAAAACUAUUAUCGGUUAUUUAAUAAAGAAAAUGGUAAACUUUUGUCAUCGACGUAAUUAAACAUGUGGUUAUCUAUGUUGAUCUCAUAUUAAUGUUAUUUUUUUGACGAUAAA